Molecule: messenger RNA, 1620 nt
Organism: Drosophila serrata
Lineage: Eukaryota; Metazoa; Arthropoda; Insecta; Diptera; Drosophilidae
Product: luciferin 4-monooxygenase-like
Biological process (GO): fatty-acyl-CoA biosynthetic process; long-chain fatty acid metabolic process
Molecular function (GO): long-chain fatty acid-CoA ligase activity
Source: RefSeq, a predicted model, not a curated record
AUGUCUUUUAAGCCAAAAACCAGCUACAAUGCGGUGGAUAAGGUUUGGAGCAGUGAAAAGGAAAAAUCCCAGUUCGGAGAUGACUUGUCCAUGGGCGAAAUCAUCUUCCAGGAGAUGCUACGACAUCCCAAGGAUAUUGCACAAAUAUUGGAGCCCGAAGGCCGGAUUCUUCUAAGGCAGGAUCUGUUGGAAAAUACCAUGCGAAUUGCUACCUUCAUGCGAAACUUGGAACUCACUCAGUCGCACUUUGUGGGCAUUGUGGCGGGAAACUCCAUGCAUAUUUCGGCCGUUGCCUAUGCCUGUUUGUUCAAUGGCAUCGCCAUAAACGCAAUAAACCCCGCCUAUAUAGGCGACAUUAUAAAAAAUCUCUAUCAGAUCACCCAGCCUCGACUUAUCUUCUGCGACGGCGAUGUAUACGAGAAGGUCAAGGCAUCCACCGCUAAAUUGAACGUUCAAUUGGUGAGCAUGCGGAAUCAUCCAGAGGGUGUCAUGACUAUCGAAGAGGUACUGCAAACUAAGGUGCAAGAGGAGUUCAAGCCCACUUCCCUAAAAUUGGAUAAUAUCCCGAUAAUGGCCAUUCUCAGCACUUCUGGCACCACCGGCACACCCAGGGCCGUAGCGAUAACGAAUAAUCGAAAAGUUUUAAAUGGCUUUACAUCUCUAACAACCUCAGACGUUCAGUACGCAGCCAGCUCCCUGGAUUGGGCAAUGGGUUUGAUGGUCACCAUCGCCGAGGGUGUUUAUAGCACAAAGCGCAUUAUAUCCGAGAAACCUUUGGAACCAAGCGAAACCCUGAAGUUACUCGAAAAGCAUCAGGUGACAUGGAUCGCGCAGUCGCCGGCACAAGCAGCUUCCAUAGUGAGUUGUCCCUUCUUUAAGGAGGCAAACCUGGAGAGUCUUCGUUAUUAUAAUGUAACAGGAGGUCGCUGUACCAUGGAAGUUCAGAAGAAACUUCGCAGGAAACUCGGCAGGAACUGUAUAAACUUUGGCUAUGGCAGUUCAGAGCUAGGAUCCUAUGGCUGUAUAAAUUGGCACUUCGAUGAAAAGCCCAAUUCGGUGGGUAGGCUUUGUCCUGGUUACAAGAUGAAGAUUAUAAACGGCCAAGGUGAAAAUCUGGGACCCAACGAGGAGGGCGAGGUGUGCAUUGACAUGGGAAGCUAUUGGCCGGGCUAUUAUGGCAACCCGGAGGCUACGGCCUUGGUAUACAAGGAUAACUGGUUGCACAGCGGUGACCUCGGCUAUGUCGAUGACGAUGGCUUCGUGUACAUCGUGGAACGAAAGAAGGACUUGUUAAAGUACCAAAGCAACAAGUACUAUCCGCAUGAACUGGAGGAACUGAUCUCCAGAAUGCCCGGCGUGGUCGAGGCGUGUGCCUUUGGAAUCUGGAAUGUGGAAAACGGAGACGAGGCAGCAGCCUGCAUCGUGAGGAAUCCCGAUGUUGAGUUGAGUGAGCAGGAAGUGAUCGAUUAUGUGGCACAACAUGCAAAUGCCCCGUACCUGAGACUGCAUGCCGGCUGCCUGAUUGUCGAAUCUCUGAAACGCAGUCCCAAUGGAAAAACUAACCGGGCGGCCAACAAGAAAGAAUAUAUUAAAGCAAAGGGUAUUCAAAUUGAAACAUAA